Messenger RNA from Thecamonas trahens ATCC 50062, 1263 nucleotides. RefSeq names its product protein arginine N-methyltransferase 6. The transcript has a single exon. Gene Ontology annotation, biological process: peptidyl-arginine methylation. Gene Ontology annotation, molecular function: protein-arginine N-methyltransferase activity. Bases 1 to 1173 code for a protein of 390 amino acids. The record is from RefSeq and is a predicted model, not a curated record. Lineage: Eukaryota; Apusomonadida; Apusomonadidae.
AUGGAGGGAGCAGGCGAGGAACGUGGCGGGAAGCGGGCGCGGAGCGGAGGAGCGCGGUGGGCGUCGGACGGAGCUCCCGGAGGCUACUUUGCGGCGUACUCAGCGCCGGGCAUCCAUGCGGACAUGCUGGCGGAUCGGGUGCGGCUGGAGGCGUACUUUGCCGCACUGAACGCGGGCGCGGUGGAGGGCAAGGUUGUGCUGGAUGUCGGGACUGGGACCGGCGUGCUGGCGUGCAUGGCGGCCAAGGCCGGAGCGGCCAAGGUGGUUGCCGUCGACGGGUCGGCGGCGGCGGCGGCGGCGGCCGAGGCCAUGGUGGCCGACAACGGCCUGGGCCACAUCGUGACAGUUGUCUGCUCGCCAGUAGAGGAGCUGGAGCUGGAGGAGGCCUCGGUUGACGUCAUCGUCUCCGAAUGGAUGGGCUACGCGCUCAUCUACGAGUCGAUGCUCCCGUCGGUGGUCUUUGCCCGCGACGCCUUUCUCAAGCCGGGCGGCCUGGUCCUGCCGUCGCGGGCGCUGCUUUAUGCGGUCCCGUUCACCUCGCACACUGGAAUGGUGGAGGAGCUUGAUUCGGCGAGCGCCACCGCAGCGGUGCCGGAGCUUGCACUGCUCGACGCGUGGGACGCGCAGCAGCGGUUCGGGCUGCGCUGGCGGGCGCUGCGCCCAUUCUUUGCCUCGGGCUCGGGCGGACUGCCCGACGCGGCGACGGCGGCAAGACUCACUGUUGACGAGCUUGAGCCCGAGCUGGUCGCCGCCGAGCCGGGACUGGUCCUGGAUCUGGACCUCAGCACGGUGGCCGCCACCGAGCUGGUGGCUGGCGCGGCGACGCUGAGCGAUCUUGUCUUUUCCACCCGCGCGACUAUGGGCACUCCGCUGGCAGGCAUCUGCCUCUACUUUGACACUGUCUUUGAGGCCGCCGACGUUGUGCUCACCACCUCGCCGCUCUCACCGCCGACCCACUGGGCGCAGACGCUGCUGCAUCUGCCGGCUUCGGCCCACCGCCAGCUCGACCUCGACUCGCAUGUCUCGGGCCGCAUCUCGCUCCUCCCAGACUUUGCGCCGGGCCAGGAGCGCAACCUCGCCAUUCAUCUGGAGCUCGACGAGCAUGGCGAGCCUGGCCCGCGCUACGCCUUUCUCCUCGAUGCCGUUGAAGUCCGGGCGGCGCGGGCGCCGUGACGACAGGCACCGCUCACCACAGGUCUUCUACUCGCAGUCGCUAACAGGCCCGGACGCAGAUGCGGAUGCGAUGCCAAGACAGGAUGUGGG